Messenger RNA from Tribolium madens (black flour beetle), 1259 nucleotides. RefSeq names its product malate dehydrogenase, mitochondrial-like. Bases 60 to 1211 code for a protein of 383 amino acids. Gene Ontology annotation, biological process: tricarboxylic acid cycle. Gene Ontology annotation, molecular function: L-malate dehydrogenase (NAD+) activity. Gene Ontology annotation, cellular component: cytoplasm; mitochondrion. The record is from RefSeq and is a predicted model, not a curated record. Lineage: Eukaryota; Metazoa; Arthropoda; Insecta; Coleoptera; Tenebrionidae. The transcript has 5 exons.
AAAAAGUAGGCAUUUUUGACACAUUUUCUGAAAUUUCAAAAUUGAAGUAAAGCACCGAAAUGGCAACAGUCACUAAACUCCUCUCACACGGCCUCAAAGCCCUCACCCAGAGGGGAAACGGCCCAAACCCCCUCCUCCACUAUAGCAGCAGUUCCACAACAAUGAAAGUAACAAUUCUGGGAGCAGCAGGCAACACUGGCAAAUCGAUGAGUUUGAUGCUGAAACAGAGCCCUUUCAUCGACGAACUCUGCCUCUACGACACUCAAUCCCUCGAGGGAUUCACCAACGACUUGAAUUAUGUUGACACAAAGUGUCGCGUGACGUCAUAUUUCGGAAACAAGGACAUACACAAGGCUUUAACUAAAUCCAACAUUAUUGUGAUUUUAUCGUGUUUUCGUCACACUACAGAGGCACAAAACUACGCGAAUUUAUUCGACCGGAAUGCCCCAAUUGUCAAGGACCUGGCCACAAGAAUUGCCAAGUUUGCGCCAAAGUCCACCGUAGCCAUUGGCGUGGAACCCAUCAACAGUAUGGUACCAAUGUUCAGCGAAAUCAUGAAAAAAUACGGCCAUUACAACCCUUACACCAUUUUUGGCAUUACAACAGUCGACGUGGUGAGAACCAACAAGUUUGUGGCUGAAAUUCUGGGUCUGGAACCAGAAUGUGUGAUGGUACCAGUCGUGGGCGGCCAUAGUGAAAAAACCAUCGUGCCCGUGCUGUCAAAAGCGACCCCUUGUAACGACCUCACAAACGAAGAGCUCGAAGACGUCACAAUCAGUGUGCGAAAAGCCAAUGAGAAUUUGCAUAAAGUGCGGUCAGAUGGCGCUUAUUUGUGCAACGCCUUCUCGAUUUCGCGUUUUGUCAUCUCAUUGGUUAAGGCAGCUCGGGGGCAAAAUGACGUAGUUGAGUGUACGUAUGUCAAGUCGAAUGUGCACCCCCAGUUGAAGUAUAUGGUGAGUCCGGUCCUGUUGGGGCCCGGGGGCGUGGCGAAGAAUUUGGGGCUGCCCGAAUUGAGUGAUUAUGAGACUUGUUUGUUGGAGAAUGCGAUUCCGAUUUUGGCUGAAGAGAUUAAGAAGGGGGAGUAUGUGGGGGGGCGGCCCAUGGACUUGAUUGAUGGGGUUUUGCACGAGAAGCCCCUUUGUGAUCCGUGUAAGGAGCCCCGGUGUCCCCCCGAUCAUUGCGAGUUGCAGUCGCUGUUUGCCGAUAAAUAAAUCAUUCCAUUUGAGAGUAAUUAAAUGAAUAAAUAUUUUUGGAGUGAA